GACACUCUGUACUUGUUUGAAUGUCUGCCAGUUAUAGACAUCGCUCGGUUAAAAAAUGUUCAAACAUUUCGGUCCUAUUUUAAUCGCAUCGAUAUUUUUAUCGAUAUGGGUCACUGCUGCAGACAUAAAUGAUAGAUUUCGUGAAGAAGAAAUUAUUCCGGACAUUAUCGAUGACAUUGCCCUUGAACUACAGCCAAUCAACAUCGCAUAUCCGUCAUCUGGUGUGAGUGUAAAUUUAGGCAAUGAAUUGAGACCGUCACAAGUUAGAGUCCAGCCAGAAGUUACAUGGGAAGCUGACAUCGGUGCUUUUUAUACGCUACUUAUGUCUGAUCCUGAUGCACCGUCCAGAGAUAAUCCAAUACGACGAGAAGUUCGUCAUUGGCUUACAAUGAACAUAAAUGGAACGGAUAUCAAUUCUGGCGACACAAUAUUCAACUAUAUCGGUUCAGGGCCUCCGGUAACAACCGGUUUGCAUCGAUAUGUUUUCUUACUUUUUAAACAAGAGUCCAACAACCUCAACUACGAUUUGGUUAAUGGGUCAGUGAGCAUCAUUGAUACCAGUACCCGAAUUCUAAUUAAUGAAUUCAAUCUGACUCUGGUGGGUGGCAAUUUCUUUCUUGCACAAUUCGAAGGAGUCGCUGGAUUAGUGAACGAUAAGUUUAGAGACGAAGAAAUUGUGCCUGACAUACUUGACGCCCUUACGGUAGAAUUACAAAAAUUGAACGUUACAUAUCAUUCGUCUGGCGUUGGUGUCGAUUUAGGAAAUGUAUUGACACCAUCGCAGGUGACUGAUGAACCGGAAAUAACAUGGGAAGCUCAACCAGACAGCUUUUAUACAAUACUCAUGACAGACCCGGACGCACCGUCCCGCCAAGCUCCAACGCUGAGAGAGUACAGACACUGGUUGGUAAUGAACGUAAAUGGAACAGAUUUGAGUUCGGGCGACAUAAUAUUCCCGUAUAUGGGUUCGGGUCCACCAGAAGGAACUUCACUGCAUCGCUACGUGUUUUUGGUAUUGAGACAAGCGAAUGGUAGUCUUGACUACGAGAUGGACGAUGAAACAUUGAAUCGAGCGAACACAAACACUCGCAGUUUGAUAAGCCAAUUCAAUCUGACGUUAGUGGGUGGCGAUUUCUUUCAAGCUGAAUAUGAAGGAAGUGCAGGAACGGCAACGAUCAACAUUUUGAUGUUAUCCGUUUUUGUAUUUAUGAACAUUUGUGUGGUGUUCGGAAUUGUUUAGAGUGAGUGAGUGAAUAAAAUUCAUUUCGACUUUGC
This is a messenger RNA of Bradysia coprophila, 1275 nucleotides long. RefSeq lists its product as uncharacterized. The record is from RefSeq and is a predicted model, not a curated record. Lineage: Eukaryota; Metazoa; Arthropoda; Insecta; Diptera; Sciaridae.